Etheostoma cragini (Arkansas darter) is the source of this 1991-nucleotide messenger RNA. It is a transcript of the gene grk1b, whose product is annotated as G protein-coupled receptor kinase 1 b. Gene Ontology annotation, molecular function: ATP binding; G protein-coupled receptor kinase activity. Bases 286 to 1962 code for a protein of 558 amino acids. Gene Ontology annotation, cellular component: cytoplasm. The record is from RefSeq and is a predicted model, not a curated record. Gene Ontology annotation, biological process: signal transduction; regulation of signal transduction; protein phosphorylation. Lineage: Eukaryota; Metazoa; Chordata; Actinopteri; Perciformes; Percidae. The transcript is spliced from 8 exons.
CCUCACCAGCUGAUGAAGAGCCAAAGUAGGAUGUCAGCUGAUGCCCCAAUCUUUGCAACACAGCACUAGAAAUGAGGUCGAGGAGGGGAGAAUCAGAGACUUGAGAGAACGAAAGUGUGUUCAAGACCUAAAAAAUAAAGAGAUACAUUUUAUUUGUUUUGGUUAUUUGAAGAACGAGGAGUAAAGAAGAGAGGAAAAUAUGCGUUUUAUGCUCCCCAGUUGGAUUUAAUUUAAGUCCUCAUUAGACUCCCUGCUACAGCAACAAAGUACGACAAACGUGCAGACAUGGACCUCGGUGGUUUGGAGACGGUGGUGGCAAACUCCGCCUAUGUUUCAGCCCGUGGUUGCGUGGAUGGAUCAUCGGCAGCAGCCAUGCGUGACAAGAAGAUGCGGGCCAGGCUGAAGCUCCCACACAUCAGAGACUGUGAACACAUGAAAACAUCUGUAGACUCAACCUUUGACAGCAUGUGUAUCAAACAGCCCAUUGGCAAGCGCCUGUUCCAACAGUUUCUAGAGAGUGAUGCAACCUAUAAAAAUGCUGGAGAGCUGUGGAAAGACAUCGAAGACUACACCAUGUGUCAAGAAAAGGAGAGAGAGCAGAAGGCCCAAAAAAUUGUUAAUAAAUACUAUAAGUCCGCUUCAAAGAAUUUUUGCAGCUUCCUGGAAGAGAAGGCCGUCACUCGAGUUGUUGAGGACUUCAAGAAUGUCCGUGGUGACCUGUUUAAAGAGAGCGAGAAGCAGCUGCUCAAACACCUGGAGAAGGCCACAGAUAGCUUUAAGAACAGCAUGUACUUCCUGCGUUAUGUUCAGUUCAAAUGGCUGGAGAGCCAGCCUGUUGAUGAGGAGUGGUUUAAUGACUUUAGGGUCCUGGGUAAAGGAGGUUUUGGGGAAGUGUUUGCUUGUCAGGCUAAAGCAACAGGUAAAAUGUAUGCCAACAAGAAGCUGGAGAAAAAGAGGCUGAAGAAACGCAAAGGCUAUGAGGGAGCAAUUGUGGAGAAGCGCAUUCUUGCAAAGGUUCACAGCCGCUUCAUUGUGUCGCUGGCUUACGCCUUCCAGACCAAGACUGACCUCUGCCUAAUCAUGACCAUCAUGAAUGGUGGAGACCUCAGGUUUCAUAUGUAUGACGUGGAUGAAAAGAAUCCUGGUUUUGAUGAGAAGAGAGCAUGUUUCUACACAGCUCAGAUCAUCUGUGGGGUAGAGCACCUUCACCAAAACAGGAUAAUCUACAGAGACCUGAAACCAGAGAACGUACUGCUGGAUGACGCAGGACACGUUCGCCUGUCCGAUAUGGGUCUGGCUGUUGAACUUCCGCCAGGAAAUGACAAAACUACUGGAUAUGCAGGAACUCCAGGUUUCAUGGCUCCAGAGCUGCUCGAGAAGAAGGAGUAUGACUACACGGUGGACUAUUUCACCCUGGGGGUCACCCUGUAUGAGAUGAUUGCCGCCAAAGGGCCCUUUCGAGUACGAGGAGAACAGGUUGAGAAUACCGAGGUAGCUCGUAGAAUCUUGAACGAUCCAGUUUCAUACACACCAGCCUUCAGCAAAGAUUGCAAAGAUAUCUGUGAAGGCCUGAUGCACAAGGACCCUGCAAAACGCCUCGGGUUCAAAAACAACGAGUGCGAGGAUCUCAAGAACCAGCCCUUCUUCAAAGACAUUAACUGGGGCCGUCUGCAAUCAGGUUUGCUACCGCCACCAUUUGUCCCUAGUGCUACAACCGUCUACGCCAAAGAUAUAAGUGAUGUGGGCGCCUUCAGCACUAUCAAAGGUAUUGUCCUGGACAACACUGACUCUGAGUUCUACAAUGACUUUGCUUCUGGCAACAUCCCGAUCCCAUGGCAGGAAGAGAUGAUUGAGACGGGUGUGUUUGGAGAGAUGAAUAUCUGGGGAGAGAAGGGAAAACUGCCCAAUGACCUUGACCCGAACUACGUGGAAACCAAAGGUGGAGGAUGUGUUCUGCUUUGAGUUGCAACAAAUGGAAUGUGGAGUAUUUC